GCGCAGGCGCAGGCGCAGGCAAGCGCGCGCGGUGGUUGUCCGUCUCCCAGACCGUCCGCAUGAUGGUAAUUCCCGCGGCCGGUCUGGAAGGAGGGCUUGCCGUGGAAUCUCUUGCUUUCCGCCAGAUGGAGGAGGAUCGAGGUGGGGGCGGGGUUGGUUCCGCCAGCGAAAGUGGAGGUCUGGGGGAAACGGCUGCAGUCGGCGGAGCCCUUGUUGGCGGAGCGGGGGAGGAUUAUCGCGCGGGAUCGCAGCUGCUAAUCCACGGCGCAGAGGCGGCGGCCUCUCUCAAGCAAUCUGGUAAUGAUCCGCGGUACUUGGCGUUAUUGCGUUUUCUGAAAAGCCUCGCUACGCAUGUGCCACGUGGAGCUGCUAGCGAUGACGUUGGCGUUGGCGAUGACCAGGAAGCGGGAUUGGGAUCGCCAGCGCUGCUUCCGCCCACCGCAGCAGAGGAGGGGAGUAAUGGCGGCGGGGAGGUUUUGGCGGGAAACGACCACUGCAUUCCCGGGAAGAACGGCCAGAUCGGAUCUGCGGGACUGCCUGACGUGGAUGGCGGGAAGACGAAGAAAGGAUCGUCAACGACGACCAUGGAGAAGAAGGAGGCGGCGAUGGCGGGAGGAGGGGGAAGGACGGAGGGAGAGCACAUUGGCAAGAAGGCGGGAAAUGAUCGAGACGGCGCGCGCUGCGACCAGAGCAAGACGACGGAGGUGAUGAUGAUGACGAUGAUGACGAUGCCCAAGCCAAUGAUGAAAAAGGAGGAGGAGGAGGAGGAGGAGGAUGUCACUGAAGAGAGCAACCAGAAAGGUAGUGAGCAUGGUGGAAAUGGCGGGAAAAGUGAUGAGCGUGCGCGGGAAGAAGGAGGUGAUUGCAAUGGUAGAGAUGGGGAAAGGAUGGCUAUGGCGGAUGCAGAGACAGAUGGCAAACAGAUGGCACGAGAAGGUGGGAAGAAAGAAGGAGAGGGAGAGGUGGAGGAGGAGGAGGAGGAGGACGGAUUUGGCGGGAAGGUGGCCCUCGGUGGGGAGGAAGAAGGCGGGAGAGAGCGACUGUCUGGAUCGCAAUCCAGGUCGAAAUUGCCAGCAGGUAAUGAAGAAACGAUGAGCGCCGGCGAUGGCGUAGAGGCAGGUAAGAGGAGAAUGGAGAUCGAGAAGGAGAGAGGGGGCGGACCUACAGAAGGAGGAGGGCAAGGAGGGGGAGGAGGAAGCGGAGGAGGAGGAGGAGGAGUGGGAGGAGGAGGAGGAGGGUGCGCAGGAGGUCGGGGUGGGGGAGAAGAGAAGGGAAAACUGCCGCGCGGAGAGACAGAAGCGUUGGGAGAGGGAGGUGGAAAGGUCGGAGGAGAGGGAGGCAAGGAAGCUGUGGAGGAGGGGGAGGAAGAAGAUGAACCCUUGCUCCGUCCUGAGCAGAUUGCGAGGAUACGAGCGCAAAGGUUGGCUCUCAGCCUACCACCACAUUUGCCGGAGGAGUUCAAGAAGACCUGCCUAUUGGAACAACAAAGACUGAAGCUAUUGGCUUUACAGAGGAAGGUCCGUUACGAGGUGGGUGCAGAGAAGAAGCUCCAGGAGAGGUGCACACCUGAUGUCCUGUGUGAUUGGGGAUUAAUGAGACUAAGAAGAGACGAGGUGGUUCGGGCGCUUGCAAGAUCAGAUGGGCGGUACGUGGACAGCAGAGCAUACAUGGGAGUCGAGUCCGAUGAUCUGCAGAGGAGGAAGAGAGAGGCUGAGAGGCAGAGGAGGGCAGAGGAGGAGGAACGAACAAGGCUUGUGCUGGCAAGAAAGCGUUUUCUGACGGAACUGUUUAAUUUCGUCAGAGAGUUUUCAGUCCAGCAGCAGCAGGUGUUGAAGCGGCGGAAACAGCGAAACGACUUCAUACAGGGAUGGCAUGGUAAGCAACGGCAGCGUGCAAGCAGGGCGGAGCGAUUGCGAGUGCAGGCAUUGAAGAACGAUGAUCAAGAAGCAUACAUGAGACUUGUGGAGGAGAGCAAGAACGAGCGGCUGAAAACGCUUUUGGGAAAGACUGAUGAGCUGUUGAGAAAGCUGGGAGCUAUGGUGAAGAAGCAGAAAGAGGUGCAGAAUGACGGGGGAGAAGCGGAGAAGAAAGAGGAUAGACAGGGUCGUGACGGCGGUGGCGACAAUGAGGACAAUUCUGGGAAGAAGAAAGACUACAUGGAGGGACAACGGCGGUACAAUUCCAUGGUUCAUACUGUUGAGGAGAAGGUAACCAAGCAACCAUCCAUGCUUGAAGGUGGCCAGCUCAGACAGUACCAGAUUGAAGGGUUGCAAUGGAUGCUGUCUCUCUACAACAACAAUCUAAAUGGCAUCUUGGCAGACGAGAUGGGCCUCGGGAAAACGAUUCAGACCAUUUCCCUGAUCGCCUACCUGAUAGAGAACAAGGGUGUGAUGGGUCCGCACCUGAUUGUCGCACCGAAGGCUGUUUUACCCAACUGGGUCAGCGAGUUCACGCAUUGGGCACCAACCAUUAGUUGCGUGCUUUACGACGGGAAGGUGGAGGAUCGCAAGCAGGUCCGGGAGGACUGGAUAAACGGCUCAAAAUUCAGUGUGCUGAUGACUCAUUACGACCUCAUUAUGCGCGAUAAGGCGUUUCUCAAGAAAAUAUCUUGGAACUAUCUAAUUGUGGAUGAAGGUCAUCGGCUCAAGAACCAUGAGUGCAUGCUUGCGCGGACUAUUGUCACUGGGUAUCAGAUUCGUCGGAGAGUGUUGCUUACGGGAACUCCAAUCCAAAACAGUUUGUCCGAGUUGUGGUCGCUAUUGAAUUUUUUGUUGCCGACCAUCUUCAACUCGAGUCAAAAUUUUGAAGAAUGGUUCAAUGCUCCAUUUGCCAACAGCACAGAUGUGACGCUCACCGAGGAGGAGCAGCUGCUGGUCAUCCGUCGACUUCAUCAUGUAAUCCGUCCAUUUUUGUUGCGACGAAAGAAAUCGGAGGUCGAGAAGUUUCUUCCGGGGAAGACUCAGGUCAUUUUGAAGUGCGAUUUGUCUGCUUGGCAGCGUGCCUACUACCACCAGAUUUUGAAUUCCAGUCGGGUAGGUCUCGAUGUCGGGAGCGGAAGGUCUCGGGCUCUGCAGAACACCGCGAUGCAACUCCGGAAAUGCUGCAAUCACCCGUACCUGUUUCUAGAAGGAAUGGAUCACCGACCGAGAACCGACGAGAUAGUACGCUCCAGCGGGAAGUUUGAACUGCUCGAUCGGCUUCUGCCGAAGCUGAAGCUGGCUGGUCAUCGCAUUCUCCUCUUUUCACAAAUGACUCGCCUCAUGGACGUUCUCGAGGAUUACCUGGAAAUGCGCGGGUUCAGGUAUCUGCGACUGGACGGGAACACGAAGACUGAAGACCGGGGCGUUCUUCUGAAGAAAUUCAAUGCGCCCGACUCACCGUAUUUCAUGUUUUUGCUGAGUACUCGUGCGGGCGGGCUUGGUCUCAACCUCCAGACGGCUGAUACUGUCAUCUUGUUUGACAGCGAUUGGAACCCUCAGAUGGAUCAACAGGCAGAAGAUCGUGCGCACAGGAUUGGCCAGAAGAAGGAAGUGCGCGUGUUUGUGCUUGUUAGCGUCGGAAGCAUCGAGGAGGAGAUCCUGGAAAGGGCCAAGUCGAAAAUGGGGAUCGAUGCAAAGGUCAUUCAGGCUGGUUUAUUCAACACGACUUCCACAGCGCAGGAACGAAGGGAGAUGCUGGAAGAAAUCAUGCGCAGAGGGACAGAAAAGCUCGGGAAGGAUGUUCCCACGGAAAGAGACAUAAACCGGCUUGCGGCACGCGAUGAAGGGGAGUUUGAAUUCUUUGAGAAAAUGGAUGAAGAGAGGAGAAGAGAGGACUCCCGCAGUCGCUUAAUGGAAGAGCACGAGAUUCCAUCGUGGGUCUUCUUGGAGGAACCAGCCGAAGAUAAGAGCAGAACUGGCAAAGCCGGAGAUGCUGGAGGGGUUAUGGGAAAGAGGAGGAGGAAGGAAGUGGUUUACGCUGAUGUGUUGAGCGACAAUCAAUGGUUGAAGAUAAUCGAAGAUGGAGAAGACCUUGGUGAGGUCAUCAGGGAGAAGAUAAGGAGGAGGAGGAGGAGACAAGAAGCGAGGGAGAAGAAGGAAGCAGCAGACUCUGAGGAAAUUGUAGGCGAGAUUGAGGAGGCAGUUGAUGGUGCGCCAGCAGACGUGGAGGAUGGAGAAGCAGCAGGCCAAGCUGAGGAGGCAGAGGGCCAAGGGGCGGAGGAAGUGGAUUAUCGGUGGGAGGAGUACCAGAUUCAGAACGAUGUCGGAAAAGGUGAGAGGUCGGACGGCAUGCAAGAUAAACGGUUACCGGAGGCAGACUUAGCACUCCCAGCAGCAGUCAUCCCUGCUGAAAUUGAAGGAAGAAAAACCAACAAGAGGAGUGUGAAAUCGUGGAACGAGGGUCGGCACCGACACCGGAGGGACAGCGAUCGGGAUGUUGCCGAGGCCCCGGGGGAAGGUCCAAGUUUGGAUAUCGAGCGGCAAGAUGCAGGCGGAUUCUCGAGCGAAGAUGGGGCCCGUUGGGCGACGAACAAGGAAAGGCGCAGAAGGAGAGAGAGAGAACGAGGAGCUGAUCCUGCAGCUGUCCAUCGACCGGCUGACAGCGAGCUCGGUCAGGAGAGGGGAAACCAAGUUGUCGAUUGGGGAGGGGCACGCGAUGAGAAUCAAGCAGCAGAGCAACAAGGAUUACGGGAUGGAAAUGGAGGUGGCGAGCACGACAGAGUGAGAGAGAUAGAGAGGGGUUGGGAGACUGGGAGGCAUCGGACGAAGGUGCGGCUGAGGGAUCGGGAGUCGGCGGAGUCACGGUUGUUUGCGGUGCCAAAAAUCGAAGGUGUUGACGCAGGCCCCGAUCCGUUCAGAGGGUGGGCCAGGCCAGAGGAUAACAAAGCGAGGCCAACUCACACAGAGGAAGAGAAAGUGGCAGCGGUUGUCGAGAGGGGGAAGUUUCAAUGGGUGCGAGAUGAUAAGGGUGAUAAGGCGGGGAACGCAAGUGAGCUAUUUGCUCUCGCAGAACCUGGGGGUGAAGCGGCAAGUGUGACGGGAAGUGUACCGGGGAUUGAUGAUACUACGAAGGUCCGGAUCCGUGGGGUGGGUCAGAUUACCAGUCCCAGUACACCAAAGGGUGCAGAUUUUCAAGGCUUCCCAUCCACGAGUCAAAAACGGCAGCGAGGCUCGCGUAGACCUAGAGACUAUGGCGGUUUCAUGUCUUUCGCAGUUGAUGACAGGGACAAGGCAAAGAUUGGAGUGAAAGAAGGUGGCAUGGCUGUGGAUGUUGGCAAGGAGGAGGGGAGAGGAAGACAGGAGAGGCAGAGGGAGAGGGAGAGGGAAAUCGAGAGGGAGAGGGAGAGGCAGAGGGAGAGGGAGAGGGUUUGCGAAAGGAAACAAGAGGUUAAGGAAGAGCCGCCCACACAUUCAAAUGAUUACUUUGUGGGGGGAGAUGCAGCUCCUAACAGCGCAAAGAAGCGAAGGCUCAAAUUGGAUGUAAUUGGAAGUGGGGAGCUGGGGAGGAGUGGGCAAGCCAGCAGCAGCAAGGGAGUGGAAAGGAGUGGAUGGGGCGGAGGAAGAUAUGGAGGGCCUUGGUCAGCCAUUGCAUCGUCCAACAGUAGGCCUGAAGUUGACGCCAACAGUGGUUGCCGUUCGGGAAGUAGUCCCGGUGAUGGCAAGAAGCUGCUGAAGGACAGACGAAUUGGUGAGGAGAUGUGGCAGAGGAGGGAUGCAUGGGGAGGUCUUGAGGCGCAAGAGCCGGUAGAGGAGCCUCUGGAAAUCCUGGAUGGGGUGCAACUGCUUCGCCAAAAGGGGCUCUACGGUCCUGUGAAAGGCAAGCGCAAACAUAGGGGUCUAUAAUAGCGGGCUGCACAUAUUAUGCACAGAAGCAUGUUUGUUUUGUUUGCAGGUGUACUUGGUUUUCUGCUUGCGUGCAUCCAUUUGUGUGUGUGUGUGUGUGUGUGUGUGUGUGUGUGUGUGUGUGUGUGUGUGUGUAGCACAUUUUUGUGUGCGUGUGACUGAGUAGUAAGGGUGUAUGCGCCUGCGUUCGUGUGUGUGAAAGAGGGGGUUAGAGAGAGAGAGAGAGAGAGAGAGAGAGAGAGAGAGAGAGAGAGAGAGAGAGAGAGAGAGAGAGAGAGAGAGAGGAGGGGCGUAGGGACAAAGAGUUUUGAGGGCCAGUUCUUGCAGGUUGUGAGCCCUAAUUGUGGAGGUAGUCUCUCAGAAGCUGAGUCUGAGAAUGGCUGUGAGGUUUUGAAAUGAGAUUUGUGUUUAGUCUAUGUGGCCUUGUAUUUUAAUCCGAUCAGAGAGAGCGCUGCAUGGGCAUGUUUACACAUGCUUUGCUUUGGAGCUAUUUCCCCUCCGUUUCUAGACCUUCUCCCUUUCUUCGCUUUUGAAACCUGUUUUUUUAUGUUGUUUCCAUUUUGAUAUCCUUGUGUCAUAGCGUUUGUACGCAUCUACGCAUGUAGUAGGCAGUACCGGUGUCGGACAUACCCAGGAAGCCCCACUGGUGAGCAUGUCUGUGAAUGCUCGCCAGUGGAAGUGCAAGGGAGAAAAUUUGAGAAUAGCUCAGCGUGCAUGUGCCCCUGCCUCCUUCCUCUCACACAGUCUACAGGGGCCCACAGGUACCCACCUAUUGGGCGUCAGGGGGCAUCAGGGUCUUGGACAGGUCUCUAGGUGUCAGACAUACCCAGGAGGCCCCAUUGGUGAGCAUGUCUGCGAAUGCUCGCUAGUGGAGUUGGUAGGAGGAAGUGCAAGGGAGAAAAAUUGAGAAUAGCUCAGCGUGCAUGUGCCCCUGCCUCCUUCCUCUCACACAGUCUACAGGGGGCCUUAGGUACCCAUUGGGCCUCAGGGGGCAUCAGGGCCUUGGGCGAGUCUCUAGACACACCCGGGCAUCGUGCAGUGCUUUGCGUCUCAAGAUUCUAAGUUGUGCUUAAUUAAGAGGCUUCAACCCCCUGACCGGACCGAGUACUUGCUGGUGGGGCGGAGUUCUCUCUUUUUCCUCUCACGGGGUCCCCUUGGCGGGAUAUUUUACUACUCUGCAGGAUGCUUGUGCCAGAUCGCGCUUAUUCGAAGCCGAAGUCGAUGUCGAUGUCCCUCGGAGGCAUCAGCUAGCCCCAUCCCAUUAACAUCCACAGGGGGGACUCGGGAUCAGGAGGUGGAACCAGUAUGGGCCCGCGAUCGGGGGUUGGAACUGGAGGUGGAACUAGUAUGGGCUUGGGCCCACGAUCGGGGGGGGUGGAACUGGUAUGGGCCCGCAAUCAGGGGGUGGAACUGGUAAGGAUUGUAUUGACCAGUUCCACCCCCCGAUCGUGGGCCCAUAUCGGUCCCAAUUUAUCGGUCCCAAUUUUCUCAUAUGAUUUCACAUGGGAACAUUUAUAUGGCCCAUUGCUCCCCUCAUUGCGUGCUAUGCGUACCAUAUUUCACCGUCUCUGUCCUCUCCAUGAAUGAAUGAGAAGCUGCUCU
Chara braunii is the source of this 7424-nucleotide messenger RNA. NCBI's taxonomy places the organism in Eukaryota, Viridiplantae, Streptophyta, Charophyceae, Charales, Characeae. The record is from the annotation of a GenBank genome assembly.